AUGGAACCCAGUCCGACAAUUGGUACCAUGCAGACCCCUGAAGACGCCUCAACCAGCUACGAAUAUAUUUCUCCAAUCGGCUAUUCGUAUUAUGCAAACGCGACGUCAUUAAGCCCAAAGUUCUAUCAGACUCUUCUUGACCGGUGCUGGCGUCGAUCAGGCAAACUCCUGUAUCGACCGGACCAGAGGAGGUCGUGCUGCCCCCAUUACACAAUUCGGCUUGAUUCUGGCCAGUUCAAACCUUCAAGAGACCAACGCCAAACUGUGAAUCGGUUCAACAGAUUUGUAUUAGGGGAGUCGUAUAUCAAGGACGCAGCUCGACUUUACCCAAAACCCCGGAAAGAGGUCAAAAGGAGGGACAACGAAUUCUGCCUUGUUGAUCGUAUACAUGAAGCCGAGUAUGGAAAUUUGCAAACACCCCCAGAACCUGCGCACAAACUCGUCAUCACUCUUGAAGACGACAACUUCACCGAGGAGAAAUAUCAGGUUUACGACAACUAUCAACGAGUUGUCCACAAGGAUCUCCCCGAAGAUAGGACUCCUCGGGCCUUCAAGCGAUUCCUUUGUAGUUCUCCCCUACGACGGGAAGUCAUGGUGACACCUGAUGGGCAAAAUCGCAAGUUAGGAUCAUAUCAUCAGUGUUACAGGCUUGACGGCGUCCUGGUUGCCAUUGGAGUAUUAGAUCUGCUACCCGACUGCGUCAGCUCCGUCUACUUUCUGUACCAUGAAAGCGUUCACAAGCAGACCCCGGGGAAGCUAGGUGCAAUGCACGAAAUCGCCUUAGCGAAAGAAGAAGGCUAUCGUUGGUGGUACCCUGGGUUCUACAUCCAUAAUUGCCCCAAGAUGAAGUAUAAGAUCGACUAUUCUCCGCAAUUCAUCCUUGACCCCAACAGCUUUGGCUGGGACCCAUUAGACCAGGCAACCUUGAAUCUCCUCGACCAGAAGCCGUUUCUCAGUCUAUCCAUUGAAAGGCAAGAAGCUUCUACUGCUGACAGCGGGCCCGAAACUGAUGAGACUCGAGGCUCCGAAAGGCCAAAGGUUAGCAACCAGGACGGGCAAACCACUCCUAGAAAUGGCACACGCACAGAGGGUCACGACAACAGGGAGGAGGAAAAUAAUGAUGAAGAUGAAGACAUAGGGUCCCUCUUUCAAUCAAGCAUGCCCGGAAUCACUUGCGCCUCAGAUAUGGAGGAAGUGGAUUUGGAUCACAUUGCCUUGAAAGUGUUUUCCACAGGACCGCUAUUCGAGACUUCUGAUCUCGUAGCUUGGGACUCCAAAAGCAUCACCGAUUGGCCGGGGAUUAAGGCCUCCGUAGCAGAGCUGAUUGCGGCUAUCGGGCCAGAUGUCAAAGAUUUGAUCUGUCUGGACAUGGCACGUGAGAGAGCUUAG
Metarhizium brunneum ARSEF 3297 is the source of this 1389-nucleotide messenger RNA. RefSeq lists its product as uncharacterized. The record is from RefSeq and is a predicted model, not a curated record. Gene Ontology annotation, cellular component: cytoplasm. Lineage: Eukaryota; Fungi; Ascomycota; Sordariomycetes; Hypocreales; Clavicipitaceae. Gene Ontology annotation, biological process: protein arginylation. Gene Ontology annotation, molecular function: arginyl-tRNA--protein transferase activity.